Medioppia subpectinata is the source of this 2784-nucleotide messenger RNA. Lineage: Eukaryota; Metazoa; Arthropoda; Arachnida; Sarcoptiformes; Oppiidae. The record is from the annotation of a GenBank genome assembly.
GGUCAGGCGGGGAUCAAUCAAUUGGGCGGACUCUUUGUAAACGGAAGACCACUUCCACUACACGUUCGCCACCGUAUCAUAGAAUUGGCGCUAUUGGGUGUCCGGCCGUGCGAUAUAUCCCGACAGUUAUUGGUAUCUCACGGAUGUGUUUCCAAAAUACUCACAAGAUUUUACGAAACCGGCUCAAUAAAGCCGGGAACCAAUCAUUUACGUUCAAUCGGCGGCUCUAAACCGAAACACGUGACCACACCUAACAUCGUGAAGAGGAUCCUACGCCUGAAGCAGGAGAACCCGGCUAUCUUCGCGUGGGAGAUCAGGGACCUUUUACGGAGAGAAUUGAUCACAUAUAACCAAAAACACGCCAAUUCUGGCACAUCUUCGUCGUCGUCGUCCUCUGGCAGAGAGUCUGAUCUUCAGGUGAAUGUGAUUCCGUCGAUCUCAUCCAUUAAUCGCAUACUAAGAAACGGCACAAAUGCACUGUUCGAGUGGACACCAAAUUCAAACCAUUCCUCUGGCGGAGAAUCAAACGAUACAAUCAAUGCGGCGAACAAUGAGAUGAGCAGAAAGUCUCAGAAUCAAUGUCAACCAGUUUUGGCAAAAAGAAGGCAAAAGAAGUUUAAAACUUAUUCUAUUGAAGAGAUUCUGAAAAAAGAUGACUUUAGUAAUGAUAACGGAGAGGAAGUUGUGUGCAGUGAGAAUCCAAACCCUAACGGCUAUCAACCAAAUCCAAGCGGUGGACAACAGUUGACAGUUCAGCAACAGUUGUAUUACUCCUAUUAUUGUCAGGCAUUAAUGGCUUCGAGACCAGCGAUCACUGGAAGCGCUGACCCGAGUGUCCGCUCAAACAUCUGCGAAAUGCCAUACGAUUUGUACCGAUUGUCUGAGGGAUGGCUGGAGUUGGAGUCGGAUCCGGGAUUGUUUACACUACUUCUGGAGGACUUCGGCUGUAAAGGCAUUCAAGUGGAAGAGAUCUACGAUUUGGCCAAACCUAUUGAGGGCACUGUCUUCGGCUUCAUCUUCCUCUUCAAGUGGGUGGAGGAGAGGAGGGGUCGGUGGCGCUCACGAGGCAACGAACACAACGGGCCCGCCGGCGGACACCACACCACCGACCAGAUCGAGAACGAAGAGGUGGUCAAUGAGAUGUUUUUCGCCCAACAAAUGGUUCCCAACUCUUGCGCCACUCAUGCCUUGCUAUCAGUGCUUCUCAAUUGUCCGCACAUUCAGUUGGGGUCCGCUUUACACCGAUUUCAGAUGGACACGAAGUUCAUGAGCCCUGAGAACAAAGGCUAUGCGAUCGGCAACUGUCCGGAGUUGGCCAGAGCUCACAACUCACACGCGGCGCCCUCUCAUGAGAUCUCGAUUGAGAACAAGUUCAGUACGGCCUCCCGUCCCGCCAACCUGUCGGCCACUCAACGCUCGUCAAGUCUGGACGCCUUCCACUUCGCGUCAUACGUGCCAAUCAAUGGCCGUCUCAUCGAAUUGGAUGGUCUCAAGCGCUUCCCUAUAGACCACGGCUCCAUCGAAGACGAGUAUUGGACCGAAAAGUUCCGGAAAGUGAUCCGACAGCGACUCGAGAGGGAGACACAGCCCUCCGAAGGCAAUGACAUCCGCUAUAACCUGAUGGCUGUGGUGCCCGACAAACGGGUUAAUUAUCUCAAUAAACUCAAUAUAUUGAAGACUAAUCGACACAUUGUGUUGGAAGCGCUGCAAGAGAUCACUCGACCCACACGUUUGCCAACACCUCUUGAUUAUCACAAUUACUCGAAAUAUCCCGAAAUUUUAAUGAAACCUCAGGAGGAAAUGCUCGACACUAACAAAACUGACGGCAAUAACAACGACUCCAACAAAGAGACCAAAAAGACGAAUGAAAUCCAAGAGCCGUUAACCAUAUCUAUAGCCGAAGAGAGUGUCAGAAGUGAUUUACGACUCCCGCUAUCUAUUCAGACCUCCAUAUCUCCGACGCCGAGCUCUUCCUCGAGUACUGACACGUCUUCCGAAAUCGGAUCCGCUUUUAAUUCGCCGAAUAAUACGAGUUGUGAUAAUACGGACGAAAGGGUUAACCAAAUGAUUGUUUGCAAACUAUUUAACCGCAAACCAAAAACAGGUCCAUCGACUCCUACUAUCGACAUCUCGUCGCCCUCGCCAUCGAGUAUGUCUUCAUCGACGCCCACACCAGCCAUUACAUCCACACACAGCCCAUCGAUUCCAUCGCCAUCGAUGUCGACGAGCACCAGAUCGAGUACACCAUCCAAAGCAUUUACAGCCAUCGAUUUGGUCGCUCUUCUCAAGAAUCUCGAGAUUGACAUCAAUUCGACUGAAAUUAAUCUGAAGGACGAGUUGGAGAAGAGGAGGCAGUUUCGUGUGGACGACUCGAGACGGACACACAAUUACGAUCAGUUCAUCACAACAUUUCUGGCGAUGUUAGCAGAGAGGGGACAGUUGGCAGAUCUGGUCGAACGAGAUCUCGGUGUGUCCUCCUCUGUGCCCAACUGUUCCGACCAACAGAAACGCUCGUUAACUACACCUCCAGUCUCUCCCUCAUCGCUGAUUGCGUCACUCAUGACAUCCGUUAUCAAUAAUACCGCAAACAAAUCCAAAAAACGUAAAAAACGUUUGAGAAAACACUCGAGAAAAUUGAAAAAAGUCUAAAACUUGUUAUAUUGUUGUUUUGUAGCAAUCAAUCGAUGUCUAAAUAUGAGUCUAUUUUUCAAUAUUAGUCUAUUUUGAUUGUUAAAUAGAGUUUACUUCCAGUCUUAGAGUUUACCCCAAAAAAACAAAAAGAGA